Molecule: messenger RNA, 774 nt
Organism: Eruca vesicaria subsp. sativa (arugula)
Lineage: Eukaryota; Viridiplantae; Streptophyta; Magnoliopsida; Brassicales; Brassicaceae
Source: the annotation of a GenBank genome assembly
AUGUCUGUUCUCACCGCUGCACUUAACGAGGAGGAUCGAGCGGACCUUGUUACUGCUCUUAAGAACAAGUUGCAGAAUUUGGCUGGACAACACACAGAUGUGCUUGAGAACUUGAGUCCUGCUCUUAGGAAGCGUGUCGAGAACCAACAUGAUGAAAUUGAAGCAAAGUUUUUCGAGGAGAGUGCAACUCUAGAAGCUAAAUAUCAGAAACUGUAUCAGCCUUUGUAUACCAAGUGGUUUGAGAUUGUCACCGGAGCGGUUGAAGUUGAAGGUGCAUCCGAAGAAAUAAAAACUGAACAAGGAGAAGACAAAGUUGUUGAAGAGAAAGGAGUUCCUGAUUUCUGGCUUAUUGCAGUGAAGAACAAUGAUAUCACCGCUGAAGAGAUAACUAAGCGAGAUGAAGGUGCUCUUAAGUAUCUUAAGGAUAUCAAGUGGAAUAGGGUUGAAGAACCAAAAGGGUUCAAGCUUGAGUUUUUCUUUGAUGAGAAUCCUUACUUCAAGAACACUGUCUUGACCAAGACUUAUCACAUGAUUGAUGAAGAUGAGCUUAUCCUCGAGAAGGCCAUUGGGACGGAGAUUGAGUGGUAUCCUGGAAAAUGUUUGACUCAGAAGAUCCUUAAAAAGAAGCCAAAAAAGGAUCCAAAAACACAAAGCCGAUCACUAAGACUGAGGACUGUGAGAAUUUCUUUAACUUUUUCAGUCCACUUCAAGUUCCUGAUGACGAGGAGGAUCUUGAUGAUGACAUGGUAUGGCCACCCACAAGAGCAGUUUUAA